Messenger RNA from Nematolebias whitei (Rio pearlfish), 375 nucleotides. It is a transcript of the gene batf, whose product is annotated as basic leucine zipper transcription factor, ATF-like. Lineage: Eukaryota; Metazoa; Chordata; Actinopteri; Cyprinodontiformes; Rivulidae. The record is from RefSeq and is a predicted model, not a curated record. Gene Ontology annotation, biological process: regulation of transcription by RNA polymerase II. The coding region runs from base 1 to 375 and encodes 124 amino acids. Gene Ontology annotation, cellular component: nucleus. The transcript is spliced from 3 exons. Gene Ontology annotation, molecular function: RNA polymerase II cis-regulatory region sequence-specific DNA binding; DNA-binding transcription factor activity, RNA polymerase II-specific.
AUGGCUCAGGGCUCUGACAGCAACGACACAAGCUACAAGUCCCCAUCACCUGGAAGCAGACCGAGCUCCUCGGACGACGUGAAGAAGGUGAUGCGGCGAGAGAAGAACCGGAUCGCCGCGCAGAAGAGCAGGAUGAGGCAGACCCAGAAAGCCGACAGCCUUCACCUGGAGAGCGAGAACCUGGAGAAGGAGAACGCCGCCCUGAGGAAGGAGGUGAAGCAGCUGACAGAGGAGGCCAACUACCUGUCGUCCGUUCUGAGCAGCCACGAGCCUCUGUGCACCGGCCUGACCCCCCAGACCCCCGACCUGCUCUACUCUCCCCAUCAAAGCAGCUACCACCGCCAGCACAUUGCUGUUCCACACUACCAGCGCUGA